UGGAGUCGUGUCAACACUCCUGCUUUUCUGUCUGCCAUCUGUAUCUGAAUUCGAAUUGAUGAUUUCGUGUAAGCAUCUUUGUUGAUCGUUUGCUUCUGGAGUUGAAGGUUGCUUCUGCCAUGGAUCCUGAAGACAACGGAGAAGAGGUGGCGCCUCUUGUUGUUGUGGUUGAUGACUCUUCCUCUGAAAUCAGGCGACCAAAGAACCAUGCCAGGGACGCCCAUAUCCUGAGCUUUGCCUUCCUGUUCAUCUUCUCCGCUUAUGGGGCAGCUCAGAAUCUUCAGAGUACUGUCAAUACGGAGCAAGGUUUGGGAACAACGUCCAUGGGGAUACUUUAUCUAUCUUUCACUUUUUUCUCUGUUUUUGCUUCCGUGGUGGUUCGGUGGUUGGGGUCAAAGAAAGCUCUUGUUCUGGGCACUACGGGAUACUUGCUCUUCAUAGCUUCCAAUCUUAAACCUUUAUGGUACACGAUGGUACCUGCUUCAUUUUAUCUUGGUUUCACGGCAUCUAUAAUCUGGGUUGGACAGGGUACAUACCUAACUUCGGCUGCACGCCGCCAUGCAAAAGAUUGUAAAUUGCAUGAGGGAACUGUUAUUGGUAACUUCAAUGGUGAAUUUUGGGGGUUUUUCGCUAGCACGCAGGUUAUUGGCAAUUUAAUUUCACUACUUCUUUUACAAGAUGGAAAUGAAGGAGGUAGCCCCACUGGAACAGGCUUACUUUUUACUAUCUUUCUUGGCUGCAUGAUUUUUGGUGCAAUAUUGAUGUGCUUCUUAUCUAAAAGAGAUGAAAAAGAGGAUGCUCUUCUUUCACACACUUCUAUCAGACAUUUACUGAAGUCUGUCGUAGUUCCUUUACUGGAGACACGAAUUCUACUAAUCAUUCCUCUUAUGGUAUAUUCAGGGUUGCAACAAGCUUUUGUAUGGGCUGAAUUUACAAAGAAAAUAGUAAAGCCAGCUAUUGGGAUGUCAGGUGUUGGUGGUGCAAUGGCAGUAUAUGGUGCAGCAGAUGCAAUUAGUUCUCUGUUGGCUGGUCGGUAUACAUCUGGUCUAUCCUCUGUGACAAUAAUUGUCUCUGUUGGAUCAUUUCUUCAAAUUUCUGUCCUGCUAUGGCUGCUUUUUGGGUACAGCUUAAGCCCCGGAGUGCUUGGCUCGGUAUUGCCGCUUCUCAUUGGUGCCAUAUGGGGAGUUGGGGAUGGAGUGUUUAAUACACAGCUGAAUGCCUUAUUUGGAAUGCUUUUUAAGCAUGAUACGGAAGCAAUCUUCGCCCAGUUUAAAGUAUGGCAAAGUGCAGCAAUAGCAGUUGUGUUCUUCUUGAGCCCUGCCAUUGGCUUGGAGGCUAUGGUGAUUGUGAUGAUUGUAGCUCUCUUCAUAGCAAUAUCUGCCUUUCUUUUUCUUACUCUUCACAUUGAGAAAUCCUCUACUGAACUUCAUGAGUAGUCCUGUAUACCAAUUGCUCAUUAGAAAAAUGUUUAUCUAUGCUAUCUUUUGUUCAACA
This is a messenger RNA of Dendrobium catenatum, 1494 nucleotides long. RefSeq names its product UNC93-like protein 3. The record is from RefSeq and is a predicted model, not a curated record. Gene Ontology annotation, biological process: potassium ion homeostasis. Bases 120 to 1436 code for a protein of 438 amino acids. Lineage: Eukaryota; Viridiplantae; Streptophyta; Magnoliopsida; Asparagales; Orchidaceae. The transcript has 10 exons.